AAGAUGGCCGGCGGCGGCCGGGCCCCGGCGUGAGCCCCCCGAGCGCGGGCUGCAGCCCCGGAGAUGCCCCAGCCCAGUGGCCACUGAGCGCGACCCGACCGGGCCGGCCGGCGACUCCAGAGACAUGUCUCUACUUUGCGUUGGAGUCAAAAAAGCCAAGUUUGAUGGUGCCCAAGAGAAAUUCAACACGUACGUGACCCUGAAGGUGCAGAAUGUAAAGAGCACGACCAUCGCCGUGCGGGGCAGCCAGCCCAGCUGGGAGCAGGAUUUCAUGUUCGAGAUUAACCGCCUGGAUUUGGGGCUGACUGUGGAGGUGUGGAACAAGGGUCUCAUCUGGGACACAAUGGUGGGCACUGUGUGGAUCCCGCUGCGGACCAUCCGCCAGUCCAAUGAGGAGGGCCCUGGAGAGUGGUUGACACUGGACUCCCAGGUCAUCAUGGCAGACAGUGAGAUCUGUGGCACCAAGGACCCCACCUUCCACCGCAUCCUCCUUGACACUCGCUUCGAGCUGCCCUUAGACAUUCCUGAGGAGGAAGCCCGCUACUGGGCCAAGAAGCUGGAGCAGCUGAAUGCCAUGCGGGACCAGGAUGAGUAUUCAUUCCAAGAUGAGCAAGACAAACCUCUUCCUGUCCCCAGCAACCAGUGUUAUGAUGACCCCGACAGUGCAGUGGAUGAUCGUGACAGCGACUACCGCAGUGAGACAAGCAACAGCAUCCCACCGCCCUAUUACACCACAUCGCAGCCCAAUGCCUCAGUUCAUCAGUAUUCCGUCCGUCCACCACCCCUGGGUUCCCGGGAGUCCUACAGUGAUUCCAUGCACAGUUAUGAGGAGUUCUCUGAGCCACGAGCCCUCAGCCCCACAGGCAGCAGCCACUAUGCCUCUUCUGGGGAACUGAGUCAGGGCAGCUCGCAGCUGAGCGAGGACUUCGACCCGGACGAGCAGAGCCUGCAGGGCUCUGAGAUGGAGGACGAGCGGGACCGCGACUCUUAUCACUCGUGCCACAGUUCUGUCAGCUACCACAAAGACUCGCCACGCUGGGACCAGGAUGAGGAAGAUCUGGACGAGGAGCUGGACGAGGAGCUGGAUGAGGACCUGGAGGACUUCCUGGAGGAAGAGGAGCUGCCCGAGGAUGAAGAGGAGUUGGAGGAGGAGGAGGAGGUGCCUGAUGAUCUGGGCAGCUAUGCCCAGCAUGAAGAGGCAGCCGUGGCUGAGCCCAAAGACUUCAAGCGUGUCAGCAUCCCACCAGCUGCUCCUGGGAAGGAAGACAAGGCCCUGGUGGUGCCUGCUGAAGCCCCUGACAUGGCCAAGGUGUCCUCCAGGCAGUCCACACCUGAAGAGGUGCCUGUAGCUGAUCGGGUGUCUGAGCCUGAGCCCCCCAAGGCAGAGGAGAGUUUCAGGCCACGAGAGGAUGAGGAAGGUCAGGACUCAAUGUCCAGAGCCAAGGCCAACUGGCUACGAGCCUUCAACAAGGUGCGGUUGCAGCUGCAGGAGGCCCGGGGAGAAGGAGAAAUGUCCAAAUCCCUGUGGUUCAAAGGAGGCCCUGGGGGUGGACUCAUCAUCAUUGACAGCAUGCCGGACAUCCGCAAGAGGAAGCCUAUCCCACUCGUGAGUGACCUGGCCAUGUCCUUGGUCCAGUCCAGGAAAGCAGGCAUCACCUCGGCCUUGGCCUCCAGCACGUUGAACAACGAGGAGCUGAAAAACCACGUUUACAAGAAGACCCUGCAAGCCUUAAUCUACCCCAUCUCGUGCACGACGCCGCACAACUUCGAGGUGUGGACGGCCACCACGCCCACCUACUGCUAUGAAUGCGAGGGCCUGCUAUGGGGCAUCGCGCGGCAGGGCAUGCGCUGCACCGAGUGUGGCGUCAAGUGUCACGAGAAGUGCCAGGACCUGCUCAACGCCGACUGCCUGCAGCGUGAGGCGGGGCCUGGGUGCGGGGGCGGGGCGGAUGCUGCAGGACUCG
Galeopterus variegatus (Sunda flying lemur) is the source of this 1964-nucleotide messenger RNA. RefSeq names its product unc-13 homolog A (C. elegans) (gene UNC13A). The transcript has 15 exons. Lineage: Eukaryota; Metazoa; Chordata; Mammalia; Dermoptera; Cynocephalidae. Gene Ontology annotation, molecular function: calmodulin binding; diacylglycerol binding; syntaxin-1 binding. The record is from RefSeq and is a predicted model, not a curated record. Gene Ontology annotation, cellular component: presynaptic active zone cytoplasmic component; neuromuscular junction; presynaptic membrane. Gene Ontology annotation, biological process: synaptic vesicle priming; dense core granule priming; neuromuscular junction development. The annotation marks the transcript as partial.